Messenger RNA from Siniperca chuatsi (mandarin fish), 2745 nucleotides. Its product is annotated as E3 ubiquitin-protein ligase Midline-1-like. Lineage: Eukaryota; Metazoa; Chordata; Actinopteri; Centrarchiformes; Sinipercidae. Bases 335 to 2020 code for a protein of 561 amino acids. The record is from RefSeq and is a predicted model, not a curated record. The transcript has 6 exons. Gene Ontology annotation, molecular function: protein binding; zinc ion binding.
CAAACUGCUGUUCCCAAAGUCAAGAAGGAACUUUCACACUAAAAUGAAUUCAUUUAGUUUGAUUCGAUUUUAAAUGGUAGGCUACUGCGUUUAGGACAAAUAACUGGUAAUUUAAUUCACUUAAUCCAGUUUGUUGGAAAUGUGCCAUUCAAUUGUGUUGUCUCCUGAGAGUCAAUGGCUUGAAACAGUUACUGGAAGAACUCAUCUUUAGUAAUCUGACACUAAAGCACAUGAGUCGCGCGUGCAUGCCAAGAGAGGCCUGUGAAACAUUCAUGAGCAGGAAGGCCAGGAGCACAGUGCACACUGAGCUGCCAUAACAGGUGCAAGUAGAGCUAUGGGGACUGUUGAGGAAACUUUAAAGUGUCCCGUCUGCCAGGACUUCUACACAGAUCCUGUGACGCUGCCAUGCAGACAUGACUUCUGUCUCACCUGUAUCCAGGCUGUCUGGGGAACAGAUGGGUCUGAUGAGGGUCCUUUCUUCUGUCCAGAGUGUCAGAUAUUCCUCCCCUCUGGCCUCACCCUGGAGAUAAACACCAGCCUUCAGACCAAAGUAAAGGACUUCACCACUAACAGGCCAUCAACAGCAGGUCUACAGACAACAACACCAAGCAGGGCAACCAAAUCAUCUUCAACUAUCCACUGUGACCACUGCAUAGAGACACCAUCAGUGGCCAUAAGGACCUGUCUGACCUGUGAUGCUUCACUCUGCCAGGCUCACGCCCUGCUGCACCAGCAGAGGUCUGCUCUGAGGGAGCACACACUCGUCGAGGUGACGGGGGAUCUGCUGUCUCUGAAGUGCAGGGAGCACCGCGAUGAGCUGAAGCUCUUCUGUAUGGAGGAAAGGGUCCCUGUGUGCUGUUUGUGUGUUCUGGUCGGCAUGCACAAGAACCACAAAGUGUUUCAACUCCAUGAAGCCUGCGCAGACUUCAAGAGCAUGUUAGAGACCACUAUGAACCAACUGCUGAAGAGGAGAGGUGAAGCAGAACAUGCCAUCACAGACUUGGAGUUACUGUACACGCAAACAGUGAAGUCUGCUGCAGAUUUCAGAGAGAGAGUCUCAGACAAGUACAGCAGGAUCCGUGUUGUGCUGGAUGGUGAUGAGCGUCUGAUGAUGCAAAUUAUAGAUGCAGAGGAGACGCAUAUGACAGAGUGGCUGGAGGCCCAUAGGGGCAUCAUGGAGGCUCAUAUCAAAGAGAUAGACAGCCUCAGAGCCUCCAGCAAAUCACUUCUCCAAGAAACAAAUGAUCUGCGAUUCCUACAGCAAAUCACAGCACAGAAUCUUUGCGACCCUUUGGAUUUAGCACCAAUCCAGGAAGUAGACAGAGAUCUGUGUGACCCUGAGAAGCUAAGAACAGUAGAGAGGCUGGUGGAUGACCUCUCAGUGGCUCUUUCCCAACACUUUCCACGAAUGUGGUCAUAUCUAAGUUCUCCUGCUCUGGACUCCAACACAGCCCAUCCGAAACUGGAAAUAUCCCAGGACAGGAAACAAGUGUACUGGAGAAGGCAGCCAGUCAGUGAAGCUCUGAGCCCUCAGCCAUAUGACUCCCAGUACAGUGUCCUGGCUCAGGAGAGUUUUACUGCUGGCCGGCACUACUGGGAGGUCAUUGUCCAGGAGAAACCUUACUGGCUAAUAGGUGUGACCACUGGGCCAGUCAAUAAAAAAGAUGGCCCAAGUUCCAAGAGUUCCUCCAGGCUGGGUGUGAACAACACAUCCUGGUGCAUCUACCAUGGAGAUGGACAGUACCUGGCAUGUCAUGAUACCCAGGAGAAGCAGCUGUCAGUGGGAAAAAGAGUUAGAAAGCUGGGCAUACUGGCAAAUCUCCAGAAGGGGGAGCUGUCAUUCUAUGAUGCUGAUGCUACGAUCCUGCUUCACUCUUUCUGUGUGCAGUGCACAGAGCCUCUCUACCCCAUGUUAAAUCCAUGCAUUGAUGUGAAUGGACUGAACAGGCAGCCUCUUACCUUGUUUUGGAUUAAGGACCCGUGGGAUUGGCAUGUAAACACAAAUGGGGGUAAAAAGUAAACUUAGAGGACAAAAUUAAAUGAUGUUCAUUGAUCAUACUCUAUAUUUCUUCUCUACAAAUGUUGUCCCAUGUUUAGUCAAUUUUUGGAAGCUGUAAAAUAUGUGUGGCUGUCUAAUUAUAUGACAAAAACUAUGAUCAAGGAAUUUACCUACCACUGUAUUUAAAGAGAAGUUAUAGCUAGAGCUAAAAUAGAUGACGAGCAUACAUUUCUCAUUACAAGCAGCAAUGGGAGAGAGAGCAAGGCUUAAAAUACUUUGUUAUGGUGUUCUGAUAUUAUAUUAUUGUGAUCCUAUCAUGCUGAUGUUUUAUAGAAAGCUGUUAAGUAUGGAAAAAUAGCUGAGAAGAUAUUUUAACUUUUUUAGUCUAUAGUCGUAUAGUGGUUUCUGUGUUACCUUUUCAGUGUCUGCAGUUGUCAUGUACAGUAAAUAUUGUGGUAUCAGGUGCAUCUUCAAACAGUGCCUUUGUUCCUUGGUAAAGUCUAUCUGUUCGGUUAGCAGCUCAGAAGCUCUCAUGUUUGACUUGAUGUAGUUCAGGAAGUAAAUGACCCAUCUGUAAACUACUGGCUUGUUCUUUGUACAACUGUCCCCUCAGCUCACCAGACCAUGGAGGACAUGCAUGCUUUCAUUCUCACAUGUCAGUGGCCCUACAGAGUUGCUGCCCUGCAGCAAACAAAAUACCCAGUGAGGCCAAAUAACAUGAACAGUGACACUGUAAGUCUACAGAG